Molecule: messenger RNA, 1240 nt
Organism: Nanorana parkeri
Lineage: Eukaryota; Metazoa; Chordata; Amphibia; Anura; Dicroglossidae
Gene: BIN3
Product: bridging integrator 3
Exons: 9
Coding region: 82-840 (252 amino acids)
Biological process (GO): plasma membrane tubulation; endocytosis; actin cortical patch localization
Cellular component (GO): cytoplasm; actin cortical patch
Molecular function (GO): protein binding; lipid binding
Source: RefSeq, a predicted model, not a curated record
CUUCCUGUCUUGGGACGGAUACCCGGAAGACGGAGGAGGAAAACACCGAGAGCGGAGAGAGCAGAGGACGGGCCGGGGAAGAUGAGUUGGAACCUUUUCAAAGCCGGGCCCAAAAAGCAGAUUGUCCCAAAAGCAGUAGAAAGAGACUUUGAACGAGAAUAUGGAAAGCUCCAACAGCUGGAAGAUCAGACCAAAAAGCUGCAGAAAGACAUGAAGAAAAGCAUAGAGGCUGAUUUAGCGAUGUCUAAGUCGGCUGUCAAGAUCUCCUCAGACCUGUUAGGGAACCCCCUGUGUGAACCAGACGCAGAUUUCCUAUCAAUGGUGACCGCACUGGACACGGCAAUGAAACGCAUGGAUGCAUUUAAUCAAGAAAAGGUUAACCAGAUUCAGAAGACCGUGAUGGAUCCUUUGAAGAGGUAUAGCAGCGUCUUCCCCUCACUGAACAUGGCUGUGAAACGUCGGGAGCAAGCUCUGCAGGAAUACAAGAGACUCCAGACCAAGGUGGAGAAGUAUGAGGAGAAGGAGAGGACCGGGGCUGUGAUUGCCAAGCUACACCAGGCCAGAGAUGAAUUGCGCCCAGUUCGGGAGGACUUUGAAAUAAAGAACCGCCAGCUAUUGGAAGAAAUGCCGAAGUUUUAUAAUAGUCGCAUUGAUUUCUUCAAGCCGAGCUUCCAGUCAUUGAUCCGAGCCGAGGUGGUGUAUUACACAGAGAUGUCCCGAGUGUUUGGAGAGCUGGCCCAGCAGGUGGAUGAGGACCAGCCCACAGAUGCUGAAAGAGAGCGGGAGAAUGAAGAAAAGCUAGCUGUGCUACGUUCUUUGUCCAUUGUAGCGGAUGACUGACACCGGCGCCAUUGAUCGGACUGGCAAACUGUUAUUUGGAAAAGAUGUUACCACUGGUGACCCCGGCAUGAGCACUAACCAGAUCCAUGUUAGGUAAAUAAGUUACUCGCAGCAUGAAACCCUCGCCGGGCCUGUGCUGGCACUAAGUAUUCACCACUGACAUUCCAUGAUGCCUGACAAUAGCUAAUACACAUCUCGGCACAAUAACCCAAAUCUAAUAUCCAUCAUAGUCUCAUACUGUCUUACUCUGUAUUUUCCUGUCACGUUGGAAACGGCAAAUCUGUGGAAUACGGGAAGAUUGAACUUACUCCUAAAGUGCCUUUUGUGAGAGUUUUACAAAAAGUUGACUGUUAUGGAAAAAAGCUUCUGGACAUUGUCUUCAUGUAUCAGAUGAUCUCAG